AAAACCCUCUCUAAACCCUUCCUUUCUUUUGCCACUGCUUCAUCGAAUCAGUGAAGCUCCGAAGCGCUUCAAUGGCGGCUUCUAGUCGUUGAGCCCACAACACUCUCAACACAUUGGCUUAUUCUCCUGCAGCCAUGGCGAUUCUGCUGAAAUCUGUCUUACAAAACCAGGCCUUUCCUCGCUUUCUUCGGAAUCCCCAAUCCGUCUCGCCUCUGUUCACUUCCCGAACCCUAGUCUCGUCGACCGAAGAUCCCAGAAAGCCCCUCUCCGUCUUGUUCGAAGAAGCCGUGGGGUUGAGACCAAGAUCGGAAACGAGCGAAAUCGGAGACGAAGACAACGAAUUGAAGAAACAACUGUUCGAAUUGGAGAGAACACUCGUUGACCUGAAGAAAUCGGAACCUGCGAAGGAUAAGCGGGAGAAAAAGGUUGCAAAACCAAAGGAAAUCGAGGAACGGAAGAGUCUUUCCUCGUUGUUUAGGGGAGAUAAAAGCAAUGAACAGAAGGGUGAAGAUGGUGAUCAGAAACAGGAGGAGAGAAUUAGGGUUUUUAAGGAGCUUCCACUCGAGAUGAUUUCGUUUGUGAAGCUUCUGCACAAGGAAGGGUAUUUGGACAGAGCCAAUUUCCUGCGUGGGGAAAAGUUGGAUGUGGGGAGUUUUGAUGAUGAAUAUGCUAGAACUUUCUUGAAGUUUGCUGCAGAAAGGUUUGCAAGGGAUCACCAAGAAAUAGCCAAGUGGUUAUCAGGCAGCGAUUUGAAGAGUAUUGUGCUAUUCGGUUGCCCGAGUUUGGAGAGAAGGUCUUUGUUCUCUGCCAAAACAUUGCGCAAGUUUUUCGAGAUACCCGAAAACAAUGUGUGUGACAAAUGCAUGAUAAAGGAUAAAUGCAAGUUUCCAAACCAAAGCGUGUGGAAAGGUAACACGAAGAACUUGCAUUUAUCGGUCGUGAUGAAGGUAAUCGCGAUAUACUCAUUGGAUCUGACUCAUCCCGAUCUUCAAGUGCCUGAAGAGAUACAUGGCUCGGUCUUGCGGUUGUUGAUGGAGAUUCAGAAUCUGAGCAAAACCGUCUCCAAAUGUCUCGUUUGAACUAAAACCUUGUCGAUUCGAAUAUGUAAUUUGUCUGAAUGUUAGAUUACUGCUUUGUAGAAUCCAUGCGUUUUACAGAUGCAUGGAUGGAUGAAAUGUGGGAAAGUCUGAACCUUUGGUUCUCUAGUACAAUGGCAGGAAGAUUUGGGAGACUCUCUAUUUGAAUCAGAAGCUUUUAGAAGAA
Molecule: messenger RNA, 1263 nt
Organism: Tarenaya hassleriana
Lineage: Eukaryota; Viridiplantae; Streptophyta; Magnoliopsida; Brassicales; Cleomaceae
Exons: 3
Coding region: 135-1079 (314 amino acids)
Cellular component (GO): cytoplasm
Molecular function (GO): mRNA binding
Source: RefSeq, a predicted model, not a curated record